Messenger RNA from Frankliniella occidentalis (western flower thrips), 621 nucleotides. Its product is annotated as putative mediator of RNA polymerase II transcription subunit 21. NCBI's taxonomy places the organism in Eukaryota, Metazoa, Arthropoda, Insecta, Thysanoptera, Thripidae. Gene Ontology annotation, molecular function: protein binding; serine-type endopeptidase inhibitor activity. The record is from RefSeq and is a predicted model, not a curated record.
GAGGCGCUGGGAGCAGCGACGAGCAGACUCUUGUUUAUACGACCACAUUUCUCCGCCUGACCGGUAGAACGGACCCGGAGCUUUCAGCAGGAGGGUGGAUAUCUGCGGUGCGCGUCGCAACUCUGCUUGAGCCUUUCACGUUGGUCGUCGCCGUCGUCUCGUUGAUCACCAAGCGUGUGUAGCUCUCCCUCGACAUCAUGACGCUCAAGAUGCAGGUCGUGGCAGCGCUUCUCUUCGUCGUCGCCCUCGGGCUGUGCACGGCGGCCCCGCAGCAGGAGCGCGGCGACUGGCAGCGGCGGCGGCAACAGCGGCAGCAGCGGCAGCAGUGGCAGCAGCCCACCGAGGACGACGACCUGGCGGGGGUGCCGGCGCCGCAGCCCGGGCGCCAGGACGUGUCGUGGCCCGGCCAGGACCUGGACCAACAGCAGCAGCCGUGGCAGCAACAGCAGCAGCAGCAGCAGCAGCAGGCGUCGACCCCGGCGCCCGCCGAGGGCACCCUGAUCGUGCUGCCCGCGAACUGCCGCUGCCAGGCCAUCGAGAACUACAACCCCGUGUGCGGGUCGGACGGCAACACGUACGCCAACAGGCAGAAGCUCGAGUGCUUCGCCAUGUGCGGCUCCA